Oppia nitens is the source of this 3140-nucleotide messenger RNA. RefSeq lists its product as uncharacterized. The record is from RefSeq and is a predicted model, not a curated record. Lineage: Eukaryota; Metazoa; Arthropoda; Arachnida; Sarcoptiformes; Oppiidae. The transcript has 5 exons. The coding region runs from base 199 to 3087 and encodes 962 amino acids.
AAAAUGUAUUGAAUUUAUCRACAGUUGUAAACAGUUUAAUACAUUGACUAUUGUUCACAACAUUUGUAAAUAAUUAAAGUGUUGUUUAUUUACAAUCAAUUAAUCGAUUAAUUGUUUAGUUAUUUAUUUGGUGUAAUUGAUAUCAUUUGUUAAUAUCUUCAUUAUUGUCAUCGUUGACAAUACAUCGGAUCCCAUUACAUGAUGAAUGAUAAAGAAAACGAUGACUUCAUGUCUGCUUUCGAUCCGAUCCCCACUAACGGCGGUCGCAAAAGUUGUAAAAGGAGGUCAUCGAUAUUAAAGGCAUUUGAGACCAAUUAUGGCGAAGAGCGACGUACAUCCCGACGGGUCAGUUGGGCCAACACUUAUCAAUAUAAAGAGCUUUUGGCCGACGGAACAGCUGUUAUCAAAAGUCAAGAGAUGAUGAUUUGUAAAUCGGAUGACAUUUUAAAAGAUGAUUCUAUGGCUAUCGUCACCGAUGAUGAUGACACCAAUGUUAUCGAUUGUUCCGAUAUUAAGAGAUUCAAACCAAACUCAUCCGAUGACUUUACUGAAACUUUGAUGAACAAGUCGAUGACUAUUGUCAAUGCAGAAGAUGACAGUGAUAUUAUCAGUAUUUCCAAUGGUAGUGAUAAUGCAUCUAUCGGUACUAAUAAAUCAAUUCAUUACAUGAGUUUAACAACUAUGGAUACCUCAAUGUCUUUAGCAUCAAAUAUUACCGAUAAGAAUCCAGAUGUAACCGAUAGAUCCAAUAAUGAUUCGAUGGUUAUAAUAAAUGAAGACGAAGACGAUACUAAUAUUAUCGAUGAUUAUACCAAAAAUUUGAUUAAUAAGUCAAUGAGUAUUGUCAAUGCAGAUGAUUAUACAGCUAUUGCUAAGAGUCAAGAGAAUAUCACAUUUAAAUCAUUUGAUUCAAGUAUUUUAAGGGAUGAAUCGAUGGCUAUGGUAACCGAUGAUGAAGACACCAAUGUUAUCGAUUGUUCCGGUAAUAAGAUAUUUAAACCAAAUACAUUUACCGGUAAUAAUAACCAAAAUUUCACGAAUAAGUCUAUGACUAUUGUCAACGAUGAUGACAAUACAAAUAUUAGCUGUUCCGAGAAUGGCGUUGAUGUUGUCAUUUGUUCCAAUGUUAGUGACAAACCCUCUGAUAAUUCAUUACAUGACAUGAGUCAACCCACGACAACAUCGUCAACAAUACCGACAUUAUCUCGAAUACAGCAACCAUUAGUCCGAAAGAUGCCAUUAUUAAAGGCUAUGCCACGCGUUAACGUAUUUUCACAAAACAAUAGAAGUUCUUCAUCCAGACUAAGUAUGGGUUGGUUGGCUCAGAGCAUUGUUUCCAAUAAUACAGUUUCAACAAACAAUAUGAACCAAACCUUACAAAUUGGUCAAACAAUGCCUAAUAUUUUCAAGCGAACCGAACGUAAAUCAAUUCAAUGCGCGCCAAGAGUUAGUCUUUUAAAUAAAGAUUGUAAUUCACAGCCAAUCGAUAUCGAUAUUAAUGAUAAUCAUAUCACUGGACAACCAAUUUCAUCAGCUUUAGACACUUGUAAAGAAGUUUUACAAAUGAAAACAAUUGUUAAGUUAACAGAAAUUAGAGCAAAUUCUGAUAACACAUUAAAUGCUGAGACAUUAAAAGAUGCAUCAAAUUAUGAAAACACAAUAAACGCUGAAAUAUCUACAGAAAUAACAGAUUCAUCCGAUUUAAGUUCUGAAACUAAAUCAUCAGAUUCUGAGACAAAAUUAUCCGAUUCUGUGAAGUCAUUGGAUUCGGAAACAAUCAAACAAACGAUGUCUGACAUGAGUUACGAAACAAGUAAUGGUAUGUCAAUGGAUUGCAGUAAUAUUGAAGUCUCAAAUAGUAACUCAACCUCUGAAUCAUCUAAAGAGAUGAGUUCUGAACUGAGUUCAAGAACUUUGUCUCUACCUUUAGAUCUAACCCAUGCCUCGACAUCUCCACUAUCAAUAUCAAUGAUUAAUUCUACUAAUGAUUAUUUAGUUUCCAGUCCGACAACAGUGGAUAAGACUUUAAAUUUUACAUUUAAUGAGCCAUUAGAUGAAGACUCCAAUUCAUUUGAUCCAUUUAUUCACACGAACCGAUCUUUUCACGCGAACGCUUCGUUUUAUGACACGACUACCAGCCCUAUGCAACUGUCGUUUAUUGUCAGACAGGACACACUUUGUAUAUUAACAGAUCAAUUGGAGAAACAAAUGGAAGACAUAGUAAUCCCCGCUGAAGAUCACAAUUUGAUUGUAAUUACUCCGGAUUCUACAGAAAAAGAUUGCAAUGAUAUGUUUACUCCAUUGAAAAAACUUGACGCAAAAGAAUUAGAUUUUACUUAUGAAGUGCUAAAUGAAGAUAAGGCUAUUAUAAGCUUUCUUUGGGCAACAUUCGCUCUGGAGGUUAAAUUUGGUGGUCUUCUAGACAAUACAUGCCUUCCAUUUCCUGUUCGCCACAUUAUAGCCAUUAACAUGAAGUCUAUGGUGACAGCCGAAGAUUCCCUUCAGAUGAGACAAAAAGACUUGAUGUUAAAGUUUGAAGAACUGCACAAACCAUUGAUAACAAUAGCUCACGACUUAAUCAUAUCUUAUUUUCAAAUGGAAGAACAAGACAUCAAAGCAAAGCAUAAGACCAGUUCAACACUCGAUGAACUUCUCACAUAUAUCUCUGUGAGAGCACAAAGUGCUAAGAAACUACUCAUCGAACUUCGGGUCAUCCAAUCGGCAGAAAUUUGUCGAUUCUAUCCUAAAGACAAUAAAGAUCGCUAUCGAUUGGUUGUUGAAAUAUUGGGUAUAAUAAAACCAAUUCAUUUAAUUUUUCACAUCAAUGCCAAGUCAUACCCGGAUGAAGUUAUUCGUCCCAAUGUAAGAAUUAGUGCCGAAGAUAAACACUAUUUAUGUGGCCAACAAUUUUCAGCCGCAUUUUUACGAAUCCAAUGUCGAAAAUUCGAUUACAUUAAGCGACUAAUUCGUGGCGCAAAAGCUUUCAUUAAGGCAAAGAAGACACUGAUGGCCAGCGAACAGAUGAAAAUCAAACAAAAGAAAGCCAUCGAAAGUGCAAAACUUUCCGAAUCAAUGAUGACUUUUUGAAAAAUAUCAUAUUUUGUUUAUUAUAUAAUCCUAAUGUAAAUAUCUUUAUAUAU